Xyrichtys novacula (pearly razorfish) is the source of this 14899-nucleotide messenger RNA. NCBI's taxonomy places the organism in Eukaryota, Metazoa, Chordata, Actinopteri, Labriformes, Labridae. The record is from the annotation of a GenBank genome assembly.
AGUGCGCCACAGAAGCCGUCCGUGGAAAAAGACUGCUGUAUCUGAAGGGACGGGGGACCGACAAAAGUCCGAUAAAUAAAACAAUUCAACGCUGUAAACGGAUUAUAUUUUGAAGGGGGAAAGAAGGUCAACUGAACACCGACACUCGGUAAGAUGCUCAUAUUUAACGCUAAUUCUACAGUUAGGGUCGCUCGUCCAACACGCUAAUGCGUUUUUGUCACGUCUUUGAAUGUCAUGAAACAUCUAGAUAUUUCUCCAGCACUUUUAUAUUUCAUGUCGUUAGAAAAAACUCUUGUGUGCCCUAAAAUGUGAAUGUGUACCGGUACUUCCAGACGACUGAAGCAGAGGAGAACUUCUCUCUGCAAACAUGGCUUCACACAACCCGAGUGGGUCCAAACGGGAUGAAAAGGGGAGAAACAUCCAGGUCGUUGUCAGAUGCAGGUAUGGAGCGAAAUCUAACUUUAUUUUUGAUUAUUUUUAUUAUGGAUUAUUAUUUAUGAUUGUCUUUGCAGUUGCUGGUGUCAAACGUUUAGUCAUUACCGAGCCAGUUUCUGUCACAACUUGUCAAGGUCCAAAAUUUGUCAAAACGUGGCAGUCAAAAAUGAAAAUAUCUGAAUAUAUUUACAUGUCUCUGUGUCAAUUUUGUGCAGUGAAAUGAGUUCAACCCAGGCUUAAAGUCUCUGCCUUUAAUUACUUAGAAAUGUCAAUAAAGUUUGUUUGGCAUGGUAUGAAUCAAAGUGCUGGUGUAUCUGUAUAAAAAGAUUAGUUGUUAUUUUGGGGCAUAUUUUUACUUACACAUGUAGUAAAUCAGAUAAACAUCUGAUUUGAAAAACUGUAAGUGGUUUGAAACAAAAGUCAUUACUGUUGUAAGUUUUAUUUGAAAUCAUGGUAGGAGGAGUUUCUUUGGCGAUUACUUCCCUUUCAUUGACCAACUCUUAAAAUCUUUGGUUAACACUGUGACAUUGUCAAUAAGGAUGUGAUCUUUGGAGGAAGGACACUUUAGCACUGCUAUCUGUCUGUUAUCUUGGUCAAUUUUGGCACGUGCGUUUGGUAAUUUUGUAGAAUCCAAACAAUACAUUCAAAGCACUGACACAGGCAGUCAAUCUUUACUAUUACUGAGACUAAAGUGUGGAAAUAAAACAAGAGAUUCAAGAAGCUUUGGCUAGAUUUGUCCAUUCUUCAAUGCAGACCUUAAGGAUUAAGACAAAUCCCUGUGGUGGUUGUCUGUUGGAUUUAAAUCAAAUGUUAAGUCUGACAUAAACUAGGUCUGUACCGUGUGUUGUGUCAGUCUGACUCCUUUGCAGUUUUCUGCCUCCCUUCUCGGUUUCUUAAUUAUAAUGCACAGCCUCUUGAAGUUUUGUCCUGUAUGUCAUAGCCAUGCUCCUCAGUUGUCUGUAGUUUCAUUGCACAACAUCUAUUUAGUCUGUUAAGUGUUGAUUUUGGUGGUUGACCAAAUACAGCUUUUCAGUGGCUCAUGCUGUUACCAGGUCAGACAAUGGUGAAUAUUCGAAUCGAAUCAAGUUUUAUUUAUAUAGCGUCAUUUCACAACAGUCGUCAUCCCAAGAUGCUUUCCAAAGAAAAAGAGCAGGUCUAGACCACACUUAUUGUUUGAUGAAUUAUCAAGACCCAACCUAAAAUGGGAUUUGGCCCAUCUCAUCUAACAUGAGUAUUUUCUGAAUAUUCACUGUCUGGGAGACAACUUGAUGGUAACAAGCUGAAAGGGGGAUAUGCCACCUACCAUAGCAGAAAGGGGGAUAUUGGGUGACACUAUAGAUUGCUAAAGAUGGCUUAUAUCACUCAAUACUGAAGACCACAUACAAUUCAAUAUUUAAACUCUAAUCAAUGACUGCAUUUGAUGCUGUUAGUGGACGAUAGGAAAGAUUUGUCAUCAUUCAGAGCAGGUAACAGUGAUAUCCACCUUGGUAUUGCUGACGCCAGUAUGACGCUGAAUAUGUCAAAAUGCCAUUAAUUGGUCUAUCUGUAGUUUAUCUGCACUGUUUAACACCUGGUCUGUGAGAAAUGUCAUUUAGCUGUAUGUUAAUAUCGUUCAUGACCCUAGAGAUUCUGGCCCAGAAAUCUUGUCCAUACACACGAUUUUUUUAAAAGAGAGAAAUGGUCUUAUUAAUAUCUCACUGUGAGGUUCUCUCUCCAAAAAAACAGAAUUGAUAAUUCGUUUGUGAAUUUAUUUCAACUCCACACUUUUUCCAUAUCCCAAAGACAACUCAAUUUGAUCAUAAGAAAUUCAAACAAUGGUAUUUCUAUUCAUGCAGAUAAUAUCGGUACGGAAAGUCCAUUUAGUCUGUCUCUGUUGCUCGUUCAGGCCUUUCAACACAAUGGAGCGCAAGUCAUCCUACGGGGUCAUCGACUGCGAUCAAAACAGGAGGGAGGUGCUAGUGAGAACAGGAGGAGUGAACGACAAAGCAUCUCGAAAGACCUACACGUUUGACAUGGUGAGAGGGUGCACUGCAGACCUGAAUAAACUGAUCAAUAUCUGACCCCUUAUGUAUUAUUCUACAUCUCUACAGAGAGGCUCUUCACUGAUUAUGUCAGAGAAGUCUAGAUAGUAUAAAUGAAGCACAUUCCUGUAUAUGUGAUUGUUUGAAAGUACUUGCAUUUAUUUGGAUUAAUGAUUCUUCUGGAUAAGAGCAUCACAACUACAGUCAAAACAUGGUUGCUUUAGUGUUUAGUGCCUUUGAGUUCAGGUAGAGAGAUUAGUCAAAUGCACAGAUUUUUCAGCCAAAUCAACCAGCAUCAGGGUGAUAUUUGGCUUUAAAAAGCACUAAUCAACAGUUAAACUAUAUCAUAACAUUUAAAUGAUCAAACAACUAAUUGAUUAACUGAGUGAGAACAACAACACAUUUUUUUUUGGUCAAAGCCUGUGAAAGCAGAGCAAAAAUUCACACACAGCUUCUUCCCUUUGAAACUGAAUUUGGCAGGUCAUAAUUAGGCCAGAAACACAUUUCAAUUCUAUAACAGCUUUGUGAGAGUUUGAUCAGAUUUAGAUUAGAACAGGAAUCCUGAGUAGGUUAUUCCCAGCAGUAACAAACCUGGUUGCAUAUCUUUGAUUGCAAUUUGCUCUGUCACGUCUUCUCUAUUGUUAAAGUUCAGCAUUCUUUCUUCAGGUUUUUGGUCCAGCAGCUAAGCAGAUUGAGGUGUACAGGAGUGUUGUGUGCCCGAUUCUGGAUGAGGUCAUAAUGGGAUACAACUGUACCGUUUUUGCGUGAGUACUAUCAAGACAUCAGACAAUCAUUAUUGGCUGAAGUGUUAGUUUCUGUACUUUACUUUUCUGAAAUAAUGUGUCGUUUAAACCGGUCCUUUCCCCGCUUUCUCGCUCAGCUACGGCCAGACUGGAACAGGAAAGACAUUCACCAUGGAAGGAGAGAGGAGUCCAAAUGAGCAGUUCACCUGGGAGGAGGUGAAUUCAUGUUUGUUCAAAGAAGAAAUGGAUGGUUUUCACUUUUAUCACUACUACCUGCCAACUGCCUCGUGUGUUUCUGAAUGUUUCAGGACCCUCUGGCUGGCAUCAUCCCCAGAACGCUGCACCAGAUCUUUGAGAAACUUUCUGAGAACGGCACAGAGUUUUCAGUCAAAGUGUCUCUGCUGGAGAUCUACAACGAGGAGCUGUUUGAUCUGCUCAGCCCCACUGAGGACGUCAAUGAGCGGCUGCAGCUCUUUGAUGACCCACGCAACAAGGUAACUCUCAGAUAGACCGGGCUGUCCUCCAGAUAAUUAUCUGCUGUUAUGAAUACAGGGUUCCUCUUCUGAAAGCACCUUUAGCUCUGGUUGCUUAGUGAAGUAUUUAACUCAUUUAUUUAAGGGGGUCUUGUGUAAUAUUUUUAUGUAACACUUUUUGGAAAAGAUCCUGCAACACUCCUAAUUUGACUUUUCAAAGUUAAAUAAGCCCUAAAAUAGACUGAAGUUGGUGUUUUUAGAGGAGGAUAACUUGAUCAGGUUUAAUAUUGAACAUACUUGUAGCAUUUUCUUUAUAUCUCCCCUGAAAAGAUCCUGUUGAACAAAAGGGAUCAGACAGAAAGCAGGAUGAGAUCUCUUUGUUUGUCAGAAAACACUGUCUAUACAUGUUCAGGACCAGAUCAGCAAAGACAAAAGGGGAGACUUGUGUCCAGAUGGGACACCAGAAUAAAACACAGAUUGAGUUCCUUAUGGAAGCUUUAAGAAACAGCUGUGACUUGCCAACUUGCUUGACUGUAUAUGUUCAUCUCCUUGAACCUGAGUGGUCUCACUGACGGUUGUGGUUUACAGCGAGGCGUGGUGGUGAAGGGUCUGGAGGAGGUGACCGUUCACAACAAAGAUGAAGUUUAUCAGAUCCUGGAGAGAGGAUCAGCCAAGAGGAGGACAGCUUCCACACUGAUGAACGCCUACUCCAGGUAACACAGGCAGUAGACUGUACUUGACUGAGCUGAUUUUGUUCACUGAACUAUUUAAAACCCUUUGUCCUGUUUCUGUGUGCAGUCGUUCCCACUCUGUGUUCUCAGUCACCAUCCACAUGAAGGAGAUCACUCUGGAUGGAGAGGAGCUGGUGAAGAUUGGCAAACUUAAUCUGGUAAUUAUUCCAAUAUCAUAUCCUGCAUUACCUCAUUCGUAUCUCUCCUACAGUCUUUUGAAGCAUUGAGAAAUAUAUUUACCGAAUAUUGAAAUCAGUUUCUAUUAGAUGGUGAAAAGUCUUAUUCUUUUAAAUAUUUUGGUCGUGAGUUAAACAUGUCAAGUUUCUUCCUUUUAUUAAGGUGGAUCUGGCUGGCAGCGAGAACAUCGGGCGCUCAGGUGCGGUGGACAAACGUGCACGUGAGGCAGGAAACAUCAAUCAGUCUCUGCUGACACUGGGCAGAGUGAUCACUGCACUGGUGGAGAAGAGGCCUCAUGUCCCCUACAGGUAGAGUCAUGAGCAAAAUCAAGUUUAUCCCACUCUGCUUUCACAUCAUAACACGACCAAUCUGUUGUCUUUCAUAGUAUGUAUGUAUUAAGAAGAAAAUCAAAUCUAUGAAUGUAGGGCCAACUGUAGCGGACCUAGCUUUGCAUAAAGACCAGAAACAAAGAAAGGACAGUAAAACUGGUUUCAUUGAAUAAGAAAAACGACUCCACCAGCAGUAUUUAAGCCCAAUCAGGACUUCUGUAUUGAGAGGAAAUAGAAAGCUCCAUACAUAUCCUCUCUUUAUUUGAACACUUCUAUUGGUUAACUUUCUAAAAUUCAAAGAUCUGUGAUCUGCUUUAAAAUCAAAAUACAACAAUUACCAGUGACUGUACAGCUUUCCACUUAGCACUGUAUUUAGGGGCUUUUUGACCACAGGAACUUUCCAGAAGAACUAGGAACCUUAUAGGUUGUUGUCCCUUGGAGGUUGUACUCAGGGGGGCCUCAAAGGGACACCAGUGUGAAAAACAAGGCUUUUGAUUUUUACCUGAAAAUCAUGUAAAGCUAAUAAGUAAGAAUUAAAAAAGAUGCUCAGAGCCUGAAAAAUGCUUUGUACCCCCCACCCCUCUAGUAAUCAAUACAGCCUAUCUGCUGCCAGUGGGGUUUGUCAGAGUAUUUUGUGGAGAGGUUCAACAGAGACUGGAAAUUUACUACUAGCACAUCUUUUUAUUCUAAAUGUCAUCCCUGGAUGUCAUUGGCGUGAUCUGUGUGAUUUACCCAAGAUUUCAGGCCCCUGGUAAAUUUCAAUUCUUUAUGUGGUUUUUAUCUAUUCAGUAUAGGCCAUAAAUGUCCAAUACAAGCAGGUCAGAUGGGGAUGCUUUCUUUAUGUAACCAAAUAAUACGAUUUUAAUUAAAUAAUUGAGUUGUGUAUCUGUAAAUAAAUAAACAAAAAACAGAUUUUUUUAAAAAUCCUCAUCCCUUUUAAUUCACAACAUUUUCAACAGUGUCUAGGAUAAACUCAACCCCCUCAGUUUUUAAACGCUGCUAUCCUGUCACUUCAUUUCAUGCGACACGUAGAUUGAAGUAAUUACAAUCGGACAAUAUCAGCCGAUGGAUCAUUGUGUGUCGCCUAUCUGUUUCUGGCUGAACAACUUUUGUCCUCCUUCCUCCUCAGGGAGUCAAAGCUGACCCGAAUCCUGCAGGACUCACUGGGAGGACGAACUAAAACCUCCAUCAUUGCCACUGUGUCGCCGUCCUCCAGCAACCUGGAGGUACGUACUGCUGUUAUUGGGAGAUGAACUUUUGAAUUUGUUCAUGCAACCUCUAAAAACUUACAAGCGUCUACACCUCCAGAACUUCUCUGCUUCAGCUCGUACUCAUGCCUGUGAUGUUGGUCUUUCGUUUCUGUGCAGGAGACUCUGAGCACACUGGAGUACGCCAGCAGAGCCAAGAACAUCAUGAACAAGCCUGAGGUCAACCAGAAACUUACCAAGAGGACUCUCAUCAAGGUAGAGGAGACAUAUGUUUUAAAUUUGAAUGAUUAAGGGCUAGGGAAUUUGAUUCUGCAUGUUGGGAAAUCUCCUGAAACUAAAUUGUUAGGUCCUGAAAGAAAAUUAAAACCCAUGUCCCCUUGUCCAUCAGGAAUACACAGAGGAGAUUGAACGUCUGAAACGUGACCUGGCUGCUUCUCGAGACAAGAACGGGAUUUACCUCUCUACAGAGAACUACGAGUAGGUUGCAUGAAAGGCUGUGGAUAUGUCAAGAUUUUUAUAUCUGUAUUACCGCAUUAUGCAAAAAGGAAAAAAAAACUUAAACGAGUUAAAAGUUAAAACUUUCAGGGUUUUGUAAAAUGUUAGUGAGGCUGCAACCUUAGAAUAUAUAAUCUCUGCUUUAUAAAUAAUUUCGUAACAAUCAAUUGUUCUUCGUUGUUGUUAUUGAUUUUGUUAUUUCUCUUUGUGUUCCAGGAGUAUGAUGAGUCAGAUCACAGCUCAUGAGGAGCACUCAACAGAGUAUAUAGACAAGAUCGCUGCCAUGGAGGAGGAAAUUAAGAAGGUACAUUAGCAUCACUUUCACCACCAGAGUGCUCCAACGUGGCGUUUCGAUUUAUAUGGGGGAGUCUUAAUUUGAAAGCGUAUGAUAUGACUCAUACACCAGAGCUGCGAUCUGACCACAAGAGUGUUACUUGGGGCAUGUUGAAGGUUAGUGGAAACAUUAACCAAGAGAGGAACUAAGAAAAAAGCACCAAAUCACAUUUAACUUCCCCAUCUACACAUGAUGAUGUAAAUCAGGUUUUCACCCACCCUUUUCUCUAAAUAUUUUAACAGUGCACAGAAAACGUAUUUAAAAAGACAGAGAUAAACACCUUUCCAUCCACUUCUUUUGUUUGCUCAUAAAAUGAUUGCAGUGAUCCAAACAGAUGGUAGAGCUGGUUCUUCAGCUGAAACAGCUGCAGAAUCAAAGAGUCAUCUGUUGUGUUUGUCUGUUCACACCUACUCUCUCUCUCUCUCUCACUCAGGUGACUGAGCUGUUUACAGACAGUAAGACCAGACUGGAACAGUGUACUGCAGACUUGGAAGAGAAGCAGCAGAGGUAGGUAAUUAUUGUAGAACAUUAAAAUACAUAGAGGAUUCCUGUAAGUGUGUUAUCAUUAUCUCAUUGUUACCUGGUACCUAAAGGCCCUCAUCAUCCAUCUAUCCUAGUAUGUUUUAUUUUACGGUACUUAAAGUGGAAAAUAUACGGUUAUUUUAGGGUAUGCGAUUAACAAAGUGCCUUUGAGGUACGUUGCUUAGUUCUGAAAUAAAGUUGAAUUUACAGAGGAAGUUAAGCAAAGUACUUGAUUGAAAAACUUUCACCACUCUUCAAUUUUAGGUUGGAGGAGACGAGCCAGGACCUGCAGCAGACUAAAGAGAAGCUGAGUCAGGAGGAGUUUAUCUGCUCAGAGCUCAGCUCGGUGCAGGAGGUGCUCUAUGACACUGCGGGGCAGGUACAGAUUUGCAUUACUGAUGUGGCAAUAGUACACUUCUGUUUUCCCUUUCUUUUAAUCUCUAAAGCUUUUUAAAUUCUCAUGUAAUCAGCCAAGAAUGAACAGCGGCAUUGUUUACCAACCACAGCGUAAGAGGACUGAACUUCUGUUACUCAGGACCCUUUACAUGGUAGAAACUAAAAACGAUGUUAAAACAUUUAGGAAUCAAAUGUGUGGAAUAAUCUUAAAUGGACAGAUUUCAAAACCAAAAUCUUAAUUAAAAAACAUGUUUUUUUCUGUACAUAGUUUAAUCCCAAAAGUAUUUACGUGGAAGCUUUUGACACUGUGCAUACUUAUAUAAAUAUAUGUAUCCCAGUUUUAAGUCUUGUCCUGGUUUUGAUCAUAUGAAUGUGGAAUAGAGUACGGUGUUUACAUGCACCUAACCUGGUUUUUCCUAUCUCUGCAUACAUGAUAAAUACUUGUAUCUUGGUUUCUAAUUAUUUUGUUUUAUGUGAGUAGGUGCUCGAGGUUUUCUAAGUUUUACAGCACAAACAAUGAAAUCUAAAAAAAAAUAGACUUCUUACUUUGUAUAUUUGUAGUUGCUUGGAUAAAAGAUUGCUUUUUCUUUUAGAAUUUUAAAAUAGACUCUUAUAUAAAUACACACAUUGAACACUUCACAACAAACCAUUGUAGAAUUGUGAAUGAUGACAGCAAACUCGGGCUCUUAUUGUUUGUUGAUUAGGAGAGAUUAGGAGUGUAUCAUAAGUAAAUGCAUCUCAGAAGUUUCGAACAAGUGAAACAAUCUCUUUAUAUAGAUGCUGUUUUUUCAGUGUACUCACUUCCUUCUCUUUUCUUGUCAAGAGUGUCUAAUUUUUCUUUCACUAAGUAUUUGUAUUGCACUCCUUCUCCUGUCUUUUACUUCCUGUUUUUCUUCCUCUGUAAAGUCUUUCUCUGAAGUGUACUUCUGAUGACUUUAGCCUGAAGCUGUUUUGGAAUAAAACAACUCUUCUGUUUUUCCAUUAUAGUGACAGGAGUUAACCAUUUCCGGCUUGUGUUUUUGUGUCUCCUCUUCAGCUGCUGAGCACUGCUGACACCAGCACCAGAGAUGUGUCGGGCCUUCAUGACAAGCUGGACAGGAAGAAAAAGGUCAAAGCACUUUUCAAACAGCACACAGUAGUUGUCAAGUGAAAAGCAGACUCAAAACGUACAUUUGUUUUCUCUGAUGAAAAGUAAGCACUAAAACACUGAAAACCUGAGGAUUAUUUAAAACACUUGACACGGCUACAGAUAUUCACUUAUUUGGUAUUUUGCAUCUGUAGCCUCAAUUUUUCCACAUGUCUGAAUCAGAACCCAUAAUCACACUCUCUAUUGACUUGCAGGUGGAGCAGCACAACAAUGAGAUCCAGCAGAGUUUUUCCCAGCGGAUAGACGGAGCGUUGAGCAACAUGCAGCACUGCAUUAAACAGCAGGGAACCAAACACCAUGACAUGCUGAGCAGCUACUCUCAGGCCCUUGGUAAGUGUAGCAAUAAAGAGGUUAUCGUUGGAUGCAGUGAUGAAAGAAAUCGGGGCUUUUACUGAUGUUGAAAUUAAAUGCAUCACUUUUAUGUCUAUCUUCAUCUUUCUCUUUCCGCUAAACUUGGUGAUGUAUCAUGUUUUAAUUUUAACUAGCAGUUCCCACCUCUUUAAGUGUCCCUGCAACACAUCUUACAAACUGCUUGUCACUGAUCCUUCUCAGAGACGGUAUAAUCCCCUCACUGCUGACAUUCCCUUAAGUAUUUAACCAUGAAACAAAUCAGUUUAUCCAGCAGGCGGCUUCUUCUGCCCGAUAGAAACCCUCAGCUCUGACUCAGCAGUUAGGUAUAGUAGCUUCCAGAGUUGCAUGAUUGGACACAAAAGGGGAAAACAUUAGCCUCUCAGCUGAUACAGUUGUACAACCAGUACGCCUAUACAUCCCUAACUGAAAGAUUAAUUCACUGUGGGAUAUUUCAAAGCCUUCUAAUGUGUAGUCCUAAUUUAAUCUGUCGAUGCUUCAUGGCACAAACAAACUUCAUGAAGUGUAGUUUUAAAAUAAUUUUAAACAGUCAGCACAUUUCAAAAAGCAUGAGUGUUUUUGCAGUCUGGUCUUUGUAAGUGUUAUUUCAAAAAAUUUUGUAUCCAGAGAGCAUUUAUUGGAACAGGUUGAGUGUAUGUGUUUAUUUUUCAUGUCUUUUUCUUCUCAAAACAGAUCAAUUUUGUUCAGUUUUAUAAAUCAGAGACAAGACAUCAAACUUCUACUGUACCUUGACUCUGUAUGUGUGUGUGUGUGUGUGUGUGUGUGUGUGUGUGUGUGUUCUCCGCACAGAUGGUCUUCUUGUGAGGAAUGAGACAGCACUGAAAGGAGCUCUGACCACAGUGGAAUCCUUCGUUGGUGGGGUUGGUCAGUUGGUAGCUGAGGGCGUGACUCGCUGUCAGGACAGAGUGCAACAACAGGAGACAAUGUGUGUGAAGGAUAAGGAGAGCCUUCUGCAGCUGCUGGUGAGAACAGGGAUAGAAAGCCAUGAUGUGUAACCAAGAGGAGUUUAAAGGCUUGUGUAUUUGGUUUGAAGCUGCUGUUGAACCAAGAACCUAAGAGUUUAAUAACUUACCAAAAUAAAAGUUUUUAUCAGACUUUCACCAGGGCUGAAAAAUCUUUCAAACAGCACUUAGAUCCUGGUGACAUACGUAUAUAUUGCAGGAGGAGCAUCGUCAGGACAUGGAGGAGGUCCUGGUGGUUCGGACUCUUAUGGGUUUGUCAGCCAUCAAAGAGCUCAGUGACACACUCAGAGCCACAGUGGAGACACAGCGAGCGCUAGCUGACAAGGUCAGUCUCUAACUGUGCUCCACCUUCUUGUAGAUCAGUGAACCCACACAUGACAAGUGACCACCUUUGCCGCAUCUCCUUAAUGACUUUUUCACUGUCUGUCCCUCUCAGGUGGAGGGGAUGAAGGAGGUGGGUGUGUUUUACUCUGGGCUGGUGCAGGAGCUGGCUGGGCUGCGGGAGACCUCGGUACAGGGUCUGAGCACUCUACAGACCCAACAUGACAAGCUGGAAGACGAGAUCAGACAUGCGCAGGAGAGACACCAGACCGUAAGAUCAUAUCUUCCAGCAGCUUCAGUUUAGCUUUUAAAUCUUUUAAUUUCUCUAAUUUUGAGGUUGGAUGUGUUUUCAGUCUGAGUUAACAAUUUCUUCCCUUCAGCAAACAAUACAUAUGUACACAUUUGCAUCAACUAAUUAUAAACCAACCAAAAAUCUGUAGGUUAAGACCAGAACUUAUUUUGCCCAUCCUUUUGGAUAACCUUGUGGUAAAGGCUUUUCUGUGCUGUUUAUGUCAAGUACAGUAUACAGGGUUCCUACACAGUUGGAAUUUCAAUACUUUUCCAUACCCUACUUUUUAGAAUUAUUUUUGGAAAUACCAACUUUUCUAUUUUAGAAAACAGUAUUUUAGAACUGUGGUCAUAGUCUGGAAACAUCAAUAUUUUUUCAGACUUUAUUUUUCCUUUUCCAUACUUUUAAAGACCAGGAAAUUGAUCAAACUUAUUACCAUACUUUUCCAUACUUACCCAUAACAAAACAAGCUUUAAAUGUUUCAUACAUAAUGAAGCAAACAGUCAAAAAGCAAAGCCCAUCAGUGACAAGACCAACAUAUUUUAUAUUGUAAAUUUUAAUGCCUGAUACUGGUGCGAGGGAAUAGGUGUCACCUAAGUACAUGAAGAGACAGCCCACAUUUGACUGUCAAAAGUUGGUAAGGUGGUGUUUAUAUCAGAGGAUAGGACUUAAAUAUUUAGAUGGUGAGAAAGGAAUCGACUGAUUUUCCACCAAAAUUGACACAAACCACAAGUUCUUUAAACAAACUUAUACCAAUGACUGCUCAGAUCUUGUUGAUAGUGGGAUUUGUAGUUUAGCUCUAUAAUACACACCACUGUCUAAAUCCUUAAAAGGAGAGGCUUCUUUGGUCACUUUGUGUCAUUAACAUUAAAACUGGCGUCACUGCUCCGUGCAUCAGGGUAUGAAGCAGACCAUCCAGUGCCUACAGGACCAGCUCAAUCUGCUGACCAUGGAGGUUCAGAAGGACUACACUGACCUGCGCUCAUCCUCCAGAGCUCUGCAGAAACCACUCCAGAGCCUCCAGGAGAACAUCAGCAGGUGAGUCAAAGACAGAAUAAAUACUUGGUAGCAGUUUGGAAUUUUAAAAAAUGUUAUGUUGAACAGUAAACCUCGUAUAAUCAUCCUUUUAAACCUCAUUAAAAACUGUCUCAUAUCAUCUCUGUCUUGUGUGUAGCGGCUGCAGUACAGUAGAGCACCGGGCCUCCACCCAGGCAGACCUCCUUUCCUCCACCUCUUCUUCUUUGGCCACCUCUCUGCGUCAGACCACUGACGAGAGCCUGCAGACGCUGGAUGAGAUGACAGCCUGCUGCUCUCACCUGCACAGCACUGUGUCAGGUAUCAAUCUCAUCUCUGUUUUAUGUUUUUUUAAACUUUAGACAUUUACAGUUCAGUCAGUGAAAAUAAAUAUUAAUUUUUAUACUUUUAAUUCAUACUUUCAUUCUGGUAUUGCACUGAUGGAAAUACAUGUCAGAUAUCGUACAAUAAUGGCUCAGACAUCAGCUUGUGAGUUUACAAUACAGUGUUGCAGGAAUUUAUCCACCUGAUGAUUUAGUGAGAGGGUCAUUCUCUCCAUAUUCUGUAUCGUAUUCACAAUAUGUAUUUAGUCAGUCACUGCUGGGGGAACUGCCUGCAGCCACUUUUGUUUACAGCUUUCUUGCUGGCCGCCAGUUAAAUCUUGUCUUGCAUCAAUAAACAAGCUACAAUCUUUCCCAAAUAGAUUGCUGGAAAGGAGCAGUCAAUUCCAACACCAAAAAGUUUCUUGUGAAAAUUAUUGUUGAUGCAGGUUUGGUGGAUCGUGAUCUGGAGUGGAGCUCCAGAACCAGGGCGCAGGUAGAGACUACAGCUGAGCAACACCUUUCUCUGAUGAGGACGUUAUCUGAUGAGGCUGAAACCCUGCGUCAGGUAAAAAUGGUCAUUUAGAAUAAUGAACAUGUUCAUUUUGGCUGAAACCAACAGCGUCACCGAGUUAUAAUUCAGUUGGUUUUAACUUAUUCUCUGUUGUUUCCCCUCCACCUCCCAGAGUGCCAACAAGCACUGCACUGAACAGCUCCAGACAGCCAAGCAGCAGCUUUCCUGUCAGCAGGAGGAAGUGAAACAGGCGGUGAUGGUCGAGCAGAACCAGGCCUCUCUGAACAGGACUGUCCUGGAUCAACAGCAGGCAGAGCUGUGGGACCAUGUGGAGACGAGCCAAGAGCUGGUCAACCGCUUCCUGCAGAAAGAGCUGCAGCAGGAUGUUCCCACAGGUGUGUGAUGAUUUAAGAAUUGAUUGUUUCUGUUUUGGUUUUGAUUGAACACACACAAACGCACACUGAAAAACUACAGUUGUUAAUUUGGAGAUAACUUGUGGGAAGCCACUAAUUUUUGUGAGUAUCUGUCCAUAUCAUAAACUUAUUCUUUUGCCCUCAGGUGCAACUCCUCAGCGUCGGGAGUUUGUGUAUCCCAAGCAGCUGGUGAAGUCACGGAACCGCGGCGAGCUCCUGGAGAGCCUGAGGAGGCAGCAGGAGGAGCUGCAGGCAGCUAUGGAGGUGGAAGAAGAGGAGGAGGAGGAAGAGGAAGACAAACAGAGCCAAGUUGAUCAUGUAUGUAGCAGUCCCUCAUCUCCUUUAAAAGAUGGUUUCUACGGGGUUUGUACAAAUCUUUUAAUGAUGGAGCAAAAGUUGGCUAACUGAGAGAUUUACUAUAUUCUGAUUCAUAUUUAUUCACACUUUUCAUUUGUACUACAAAAUCUCUCUCACUGGAAGGGAUAACGCACACAGGAAAAUGCCCCCCCUUGAAUUAGUGCUCCAGCAUCAUCAUUAUUUCGCCCCUCUCUGUGCAGGACUCUCUGGAGGACGAGCUGAGCACUUGUAACGAAAGCUUGGCCACAGAGCCAUCCUUCAUCGAUGAGAACCUCGUCUUCAAUGAAAGCAAACGCCUCCCCUUCUUCAAGGUAAAAAGCAAAAUAUGCAAGAUAAGUGGUGUUUAAAAAAUUAUGUUCAGUGUGGCAUCAUAGACAACAUCAAGGGAAUGGCAAAUACUUUAAGUCCUAAAAAAAUGAAAAAUACAGUGUCCUAAAAAGUCUUAAAAUGUCUCAGUUUUACUUGUGAGAGGUCUUAAAUUGAAGAUGGGACAUGUCCAAGUCAUGUUGGAAUACUAAAUCCACAUUGUCCUAUACUGAGUUCAGACAUAAACGACAUACAGCAGCUUUUACAAAGUAUGAAUAGAAGAGAGAGGGAGAAGAAAAUGAGAGCAUGCAAGUUCCAGAGUGCAAGUUUUAAGAUGAGGAUCUAUGAUUCAAAAUAACAAGUUGGCUGGGGAAACAACCUUCAUGAAAAAGGGACCUUUUAAAUAUGGAGUACAAAUUUAAUAAGAUACAUUUGUGUUUGUGCUUAUGUACAAAAUGGUAACAAUGCACCCUAAAUUGUCUUCAAUUUAAUUUUCAAGAAGUAAACAGCCUCCCUGGUGUGCCAGUUUGCUCAAAAAUUCUAUUUAAUGUCAAAGUCUGAAUGCUAGUUGGCUUUUAAGACCAGAGGAGGCUGGCAAAGACUACUGCAAUAUAGUAAAUAGGACUAAUGCUGAUAUUGGAACAUAUCACAUGGAACAUAAAAAGAGAAACAUUUUGUACUCAAUAUAAUUUGCCUUUUCUUGUUUCUUUCCACUUCUAGCAAAAGAAGGGUGGCAAGAAGGAUACAAAGAUCCCCAGCAGGCAGAAAGUACCAGAAAACGAAGCUCCAUCAACACCUCAAAAAUCCAGACUGCCUCUUCGCUGUCAGAACUGAAACAGAUUGAAUAUUUUUAUUUCUCCUUUUUGUUGUCUUUGUCAAAUUUUUAAUAACUUUGUCUUCUUAAUGUCAGGAAACAGUCUUAUGAAUUGUUUCUUGUUUUAGUACUGUACCUGUCUCAACAUUUUCAAGUUACUUGUAAAAUUAAAGAGAAACGCAUCUGAUGGAUUUAUUUUUAAAAAUGUA